AUGAGCACAGGCCAAUGUGACAAGAAGUUACUGCCCAAACGUAGCGUGGUGUGCUACGUACGGCCAGACGACCCCCACUUCGACCUGUCCAAGCUGAACCCUUGUCUCUGCACACACAUCGUCUACGGAACGCUACAGAUAAAGGGCGACCUAUCGCUGGGACCCUUCCGCCACGGCAAUCUGACGGCUCUGAACUCCUUGCGCCGUCGCAACAGGCGGCUCGUGCCCAUGGUCGAGCUCCGGGGCUUGGACCACGUGGAGGAAGUGCCCACCGAGGAGCAGCUAGUGCACCUGGCGCAGCAGGUGUCCCGAAAGGUAGCGCCGACGGGACCUCGAGGUCUGGACGUCGACUACCAACUGCACGGCGUCGACUACCAGGUGGCCAUGGAGCAGAGGCCCGUGCUGGGACAGUUCCUUCACCACUUCCGGCGAGAGACGCCCAUCCAACACCUGGUCGUGACGGUGACCGUGGCCAAGGAACCGCACCUCGUGAACCACGCCUACGACUUCAGGAUGCUGGUCAAGAAUGCCGACCACGUGAACGUCCCGGCCUUCAUGUUCCACGACGGGCAGCCCGAGUACGCCUCGCAUCCCGCACCGUUGCACGGAGACCGGGGAGCCAUGGACAACACGGACUCCCUGGUGAACCUGGUGCUGGCGAUGGGCGUUCCCCGACAGAAGGUCGUCGUGGGCGUUCCCAUGUUCGGCAUGACCUACCGGCUCGCCGACCCGAACAUCGCGGCCAUCGGUGCGCCGCUGUACCACGGGCAGGACGACUCCUACCAGUUCAACCACCCGCAGUUCUGCGCCCUGCAACACAACCUGAACUUCAGCGUUGAGCGCGACGCCGACCUGACGGCUCCCUACGCGGUGAGCGGAGACGCCUUCAUGGGAUUCGAGGACGAACUCAGCUUGAGGCUCAAGGGCAAGUACAUCCAGGUGCGGGACCUUGGCGGCGCGUACGCGUACGCCGUGAACGACGACGACACCCGCGCCGUGUGCGGACAGGGCCGCUUCCCGCUGCUGCACAGCCUGCACGAGGGCAUCACCGGCGUGGUGCACGGCGCCGCCGCCGGAGGGCGCGUCGACUACGCGGCCACAAACAGCGAGACGCGCAUCGUGCGCGUCGUCGACCAGCAGGGCCAGAACCUGCACGUCGAGGGCCUCAACUCGUACAGCGUGGCCGGCUUCACGUGCACCCGCGCCGGCUCGUACCGGCACCCGCAGGACUGCUCCAAGUUCUUCCGCUGCGUCAAGUACGACCAGCAGAAGCACGAGUACACCGUGUUCAUCUUCGACUGCCCGCCGGGACUCGUGUUCGACGAGAAGAUCGAGGUCUGCAACUGGCCCUCGUGGUCCGAGUCUUGCCAUGGUUCGGGCGAGGUCUCCGUCACGCCAAGGUCAGCCUUCCGCUGCCCCGGCCUGGGCUACUACCAGGACCCCGAGAACUGUCGUCACUUUUACUUCUGCGACGACGCGUACGAAAACGGCACGUUUACUGCCUUCGACAUGCGCUGUCCGUACGGGCUGGGCUUCGACCCCAACACCUUCAGCUGCAACUACCAGGCGGUCACCCCGGGCUGCAAAGGCCACUCGGGUGUCGUCCAGCAGGCACUGUUCGGACCGUCCUUGUACGGUCCGGGCGAGUUCUACCACGCACCGAAGGGCUCUCCCAAUAGGGGCGUUCCCCUGCUUCCCUCGCACGUUCAGAGACCUCAACCACUGGGCCUCCACGGCAUCUCGGUCGCCAGCGGCGUCAUUCCCUCCGAGAUACACUUGCAGGCAGCGCCCACGGCCCUUCAACAGGUCCAUCCUAUAGUCAAGAAGAGCGCCUUCCACCGGCCAUCGCAUGUACAGACCAGGGACAUUCCCGCUCACUUCCUACCGGCUGCCGGCUAUCAGGGACCGCUCGGGUCACCGCACUACCCCGAAAUUCAAAUCGAGGCUCGCGUCAUACAGUCUCCCGCCGAUAUACAGGGUCAGGGUAUCUACUACGGACAGCAGGUCUACCAGCAGCAGGUAUACGAUCAACCGCAGCCUCCAAAGCAGACCGCUGGUUACGGCGGCCUUCAGGUGACCGUGCCUCAGGCAACUCAGGCUCCGCUGCUGCAGCAUCCCGGCACCUCCGCCUACGGUCACGGAACUUACGGCGCCACCAGUCAACUUCCACCCGGAACGUACAGGGUGCCCCAGACAAGCAUUCCGCCGCCGCCUCCUCCGCCUCCUAAGUUCCAGCUACCGGGCGUCCAGUACGGGCCGCCGGAGGUGCACAGGAACUUCGACCACACGCUCUCAAAUCUCUACCGAACGCACAUCGUCCACGGUCCGGGCUCGGGUACAUCGUUCAUUCCAGGACCACCGCAGACUCCUCAUUACUUCAGGACAUACCAGGAACUGCCCAGGGCGCUGUCCUACGCACCGCAACUCGACUCUGGCUUGAGGACCCUGUCCGGACCUUACAGCAGCUACAUGAGGUACAACCCGGCCACGUCCUUCUACGGAGGCUACGCCGGCACGUAUGAACGCAAGGCGUUCUCGCCACCUUUGGUCCGACCAUCAUCGCGCAUCCACUACGAGACGCUGCCGCCCGCACCCCAGUACACUGGCAGCCCGGAAGACUCGUAUUUCGCCACGCAAAAGCCGCAGGUAGGAACCAACUCCUUCAUCUUCGGCAACCAGCCCGAGCCUCAGCACCUCGACGGCCUGACACAGGUUGUGAGGACCAGGCUGCCUUUCGGCACUGCCAACGUCUACCUCUUCAACCCCUUGACCUUCAUGAACACAAACUUCCGCCAAGGCGUGACGAUGUUUGGCACCAACUACCUCUUCGGAGACAGCCACCACAUGUUCCCCUUGAGGCAGCCGGACCCGCCCAAACCAACGGUGCCGACGCUGCCACCUACGAGACCACUCAACUUCGCGCCCAAGCUGCCAGAGACGCGAACUGUACCACCCCUAAGCGUCGGAUAUGGCGGUCCCGGAGGAACUCAGUACACGUACACGACUCCGCCGCCACAGCCUUACAAAAAAGACGACGACGAGCUGAUAUCCCUGGAUGCCCUGACCAACACCAGGAGUCGACCGCCUGUGCCGGCACCUCCCGCUCCACUCGGUCAGCCGCCACUAGCGCCCCAGUUUACCAAGUACUCUCCGCCAACUUACACGUCCGCCCCCCUGCCCCCGCUUCCAUCGCCUCCUUCGCAGAAGCCGUCGUUCUCCUUCUCACCGGGCCAGAACCUCCAAACCAGAAAUUUCCAUCAACCGUUCCCCACUCUUCAACCCGCCGGUCCGAUCCCAACUUUCGCAGCCCUGGCUCCCAAACCUCCAACACCAACGGUUCCCUUUGCCAGGCCCAUACCACCCACUGUCCCAGCCCAGACACGAAGGCCGGCACUGCCCCCACCCCCACCACCCCCACCUCCACCACCUCCAAGACCCACGUACACCAUGCCGAUUUCCCAACCACCCGCUCCUACGGCUCCAGUCGUCCUCUCCGAACCCGCAGUGUCUGCACCCGCUCCUGCACCCGCUCCCACUCAGCCUUCUACGCCUAAGCUGCCGCCACCACCACCACCACCUUCAUCACCGAGCGCGGCGGGCGGCGACAGCAAGCCACCCUCGCAGUACUCCGUCAACAAGCUCGUGGUCGAAGAGCGCGAUCCACUCAUCACCAACGUCAAGCCCGUCCUGCAUACGGCACCACUCGACGACCCACCGCAGUCAAUCAUCCAGGAACUGCAAGAGGUCCUCGGCAGGAUGCGACCUGGAAGCUAUAAGAACCCAGUCAUCACUCCCAUCGAGCAGCUCCUCGAAGAGGAGGAUGACCAGGCCGUCAAGCUCGUCGUCUCUGAGAAGGGUCCACCCGAACUUCCACACGCAGGACCUCGAGUUUACAACAAGCCGGCGAAUCCUGUUGAAAUCCUCAAUCCGCAGCUACUCUCGCACUCCGUCCAGAAGCCCCAGUCCGCCCAGCUGUCCGAAGCCACUGUCGAGGACAGCCCACCCCCCGACAAGUCCUCCAUCUUCCUCAAGGGGAAGGCCUUGGUUGAGAACAUCCAGUCGACCAACAGCGUGCCGGCCGAUGGCUUGCAGCAGGAGCUCAAGGACAAGGCGUCUGAGAUGUCCACCAUACCGGAAGCAGCCUGCACUCGUGUCGGCCUCUUUCGGCACCCAACUGACUGCAGUCGCUUCUACGAGUGCUAUUAUGACAAGGGGCUACAGAAGUACACGGUGCACGAGUUUGAGUGCCCCAUCAAGCUCGCCUUCGACAGCUUCGUGUCGGCGUGCAGCUCCGACGGCUACGACCAGCUCUGCAGCAGGAAGGCUGCCGCCAAGGCAUAGUGAAGGAACAAGUACUGAACAAGCUGCAUUGUUAAAGGGGGCAUGUGCAAUCACUCUGUACAUUGUCAUCUACAUACACAUGCGUAUACAGGGUCACAGUGAAUGUGUCACAGCAUGGAGGAACACAACGGAAAGGAUUAUCCUGGCCGCGACAAACGUUUGAUUAACGUUACGACCUUGAGUAAUUCCAUGGGUACCUUUCAUGCAGCGAAGGUCGUGGUGAAGCAGGUGCAGAUAGGUGACUUUCUAAGAGUGAUAGCAAUAAUACUUGUACUUAAGUUCGAUGACCAUGUGAGCAGACUGUAGCAUAUUUGCAAAUUUUGCUAGGAUUAUGCGAAAGAGAUCCUGACAUGCAAUCCUUCGGGAAGGUUCACAGGAUAAAAAAGGGGUGCGAUGGGCAUCAGCAAUGUGGAACGUCAUAGCUUCUGCUUGGGCAUAUGUAAUACCUAAGACCAGAGCACUGACCACAAAGUGAAUUUUGGAAUUUCGCAAGGGACGCUGAUGACCAAGCUCUCAUGUGUGCGCCACACCAACUGCGUGUGUGCGUGUGUAGUAGUGUUACAGGAGCAAAUGCGACAUUGCUCAAAAUGUAAUACCAUGCUGCUAAAAGCAUUGUUUCACGUUAUGUUGGUUAUUACGUUAUGUUUCUGUUACAAUGUUGACUUUUACAUCAGUUGCUUUGAGUCAUCUAUUAGAGGUAUGCUUGCAUAGCAGAACAAUGCAGUACAACAAAAACCUUAAUACAAUAUUUCAAAAACUAAAUGAAGGCUAAGCCUACCGAGGUCACGCAAAACUGCCACAAAACAUAACUGAAUGUAACUGGCUUCAGUGCUAUGUAUUCAAGGUAUAAAGCAAACCUAAAAGGGUUAAACCCACUAUCUAGUAGGCACAUCUGUCUUCUAGCAAAUGGUGAAUUCCAAAGGACAUCUGAUGCCAGAAGAAUAAGCCAUCACAAGUUGUGCAGCAACAUGGUCAUUUUCAUGCAUGCUUCUCAUGUCACAGUCUUUCUUAUGCCAGUUACACAUGUAUUGCCACAAGUUACUGCACAUGUCCUUGAAGUGCACAUGCCUGUCAGUGAAGCACUCAAGGUGGCAGCUACAUUAUUGAAACAAGGCAUCAGUGAAUCUACGAUGCUUAUUUCAUUGUUAUGUUGCGAAUUGUGUUAUGUUACAGAAAUAAAAGAUUUGUUUUCUCGUGAAA
Molecule: messenger RNA, 5541 nt
Organism: Rhipicephalus microplus (southern cattle tick)
Lineage: Eukaryota; Metazoa; Arthropoda; Arachnida; Ixodida; Ixodidae
Biological process (GO): carbohydrate metabolic process; chitin catabolic process
Cellular component (GO): extracellular region
Molecular function (GO): chitin binding; chitinase activity
Source: RefSeq, a predicted model, not a curated record